AUGUUCAAGUACACGGCCCCCUGGCAGGUCCUGCUCUACAGCCUGGACCCCUACAAGGACCUCAGUCUGCGACGCCUCUGCACACAGCAGAGACACUAUGAGGACUUGAUCCGUCUGCGUCAGUCACUCACUUCAAGCCCCACCCACGUGCUCAGCAGUCCCGCCCACAUGGAUAUAAGCUCCGCCCACAUGUAUAGCAGCCCUCGCCGAUGGGUGCUCAGGCCCCUGUCGCCGAGUCUGCAGCCCUCAGACCUGCGCUCCAUCUCUGCACAACACGACCACAGCGCCCCCUACAGCACCAGCCUCGUGAGCGGCCAGGCUGUUCAUGUGGACGGCCUCACAGACUCGUCGGCCGAUGUGGUGGUGGUCGCUGCCCAGCAGGUGUCUGUGACCCAGGACAAUGGCAGCUCCAGUGAGGACCUCCCCGUGAGUCCAUGCAGCAGCAGCGCAGACUCCCACAGCGGCUUCUACUCCUUCGUGGACGACCCUUUCAGCCCCGAGGCCGAGCAGAACGAGGCCUGGAUGGUCUCGCCCCAGCGCCAAUCGCACCUCGCCGUCUUGAGACAGGAUGAGAGCUUCAAAUUGCAAACCUACAGCAACCACGCCAAGCCCGGCAGUCUGUUCCAAGAUGAAGACACAGACGCACGGUACGAAAUAACCCCCAAGUUUGGCUAUCAAGUCGUCAGCGAGGAAGAGGAAAGGCGGCUUCGUGAGGAGAUAAUCCGUGGUCAAGUGUACAAGAAAAGUCCAGUGGUUGAAAAAGUUUUUGACGAUAAUACAAGCAGGUUGAUUGAUGGUUUCAGCAUUAGCUUCAGCAAUGUUGGAACCAAACCAAAGUCGACGGUUGAUUCAGAAGCUAUCAUUGAAGAGCAGAUCAACUUUGACGCCGCAAGGAAGCAGUUUAUUCAAAUGGAGAGAAAUAAGGUUGAUCCGAUAAUACGGCCACGCAAAAUUCAGGUCAAAACAUCACCGAAGCCGAGUCCAGAGGUUUUGGUUCUGGAUAAGAAAGUGAAGAGAGAAGAACUGGAGGUCAAACAAAGCAGAGAGGUAGAGAAGGAGGAACAGCGUAGUAGCCACAGUCGCCAAAGCAGUAGUUUGGAUGACUCAGAUGUGUUUUUCAGGUUUAGCAGCAUUGAUGUGUUGGAGAACGUUCAAACCCAAUCGGAAAUCAGCUUCGAGCCAGAGACACCCAUCGAACGGGAGAUAAGAAUUGCUCAGGAACGCGAGGAGAACUUGCGUCAAUCACGAGGCCUUCAGCACAAUGCCGGCCACAGGGAGAUGGUCCAAAUAGAAACCAAGAGACUGAACACACCGCUGCCGUUGACUCCUACGAAAAGCAAGGAGAAAAAUAGGGUGGGCUUCAUCUUCCAGGAAAUCCAAAGAAAGGGAAGAGCGACUAGGCAGGAUGGCUCUACACAACACUUGGGGAAUGCGAGACGAGAAAGGGCCGGUAGUUUUGACGUUUUACAAGCAGCAACUGAUGUAGUAGAAACCAAGGAGCUUGAGAAAGAUGAAGCAAAGUUGGACGUUGUGGACUAUGCCUUACAAAAGCAAAAUUACUACACUCAAGAUGGAGGCAAAGUUGAAUAUCGGCAAAAUUUUACAGGGCAAGCUAAAGAGUAUGUUGAACCGUAUGCAAGACAGGAAAAGUACGCCGAACAAGCAAGAAAUGGGGACUAUAAAAGCUUAGAGGGAAGAUGGCCGAAGGAGAAUGGACACGGGAUGGAAACUGGUGAGAAAAUCCUGGCAGAAAAGUCUUGCAAUGAAGUCUCCUCGUUGUCGUGUGGUUCGGACGAGCAGAGGCUGGACCGGGACCAGGACCAGACCCCGGCGUGGAGGGACACCCUGCAGAGCCAGGUACAGGGCAAGUUUGUUGAGAAGGACAUUGAGGAGGCGCUGAGAAGGGAACGCGAGCUGAAGGAGCAGAGGCUGGAGCAGAGGCUGGAGCAGAGGCUGGAGCAGGACCAGGCCCCGGCGUGGAGGGACAGUCUGCAGACCCGAAGGCAAGCCCAGUUUGUUGAGCAGGAGAUCGAGGAGGCGUUGAGGAGGGAACGCGAGCUGAAGGAGCAGAGGGCGAAGCAGGUCUACUCCCCACAGACGCUGGUGGAGCAGGCUGACAAGAUGGCCGCCACACAGUUCUACCCACCAAUCAAAACAGGGAGCCUGGGGUCCAGGUCCACUUCUCGUCCUGUGCGUUUGUCCACUGUCCCCCUGAUGUCCCCACAGCCCUGGUCUCCUGCUCCACAGACCGUGAUGUCUCCUCAGACCCUGCAGACCCAGUUCCAGUUCUACCAGACCCUGAAUACCCGGUCUCAGUCCCCUCAGACCCUGCAGACCCGGUCCCAGUCCCCUGAGACUGUGCAGACUCAGUCCCAGUCCUAUCAGACUCGGUCCCAGUCCUACCAGACCUGGUCCCAGUCCCCUCAGACCCUGCAGACCCGGUCCCAGUCCCCUCAGACACUGCAGACCCAAUCCCAGUCCUACCAGACCCUUCAGACCCGGUCCCAGUCCCCUCAGACCCUGCAGACCCAAUCCCAGUCCUACCAGACCCCACAGACACGCUCCCAGUCCCCUCCAGUGGUCCGUCCCUCCCCCCUCCCCGUACGAGGACUCACCCAGACCCUGCUGCAGGACUUUGAGGAGAGACGGGUCAAACUCAGGCUGGAGGAAAGCAAGUACGCUGGGAUCCAACCAGUGGACUCUGUCAACAACGAGGUGGUGGAGUCGACUCGUGUGACGCGCCACAAGAACCAGAGAGCCCUGCAGUGGGAGGCGGGACUCUACCUGAACCAGCACGAGCAGUGA
Messenger RNA from Knipowitschia caucasica, 2805 nucleotides. The record is from the annotation of a GenBank genome assembly. NCBI's taxonomy places the organism in Eukaryota, Metazoa, Chordata, Actinopteri, Gobiiformes, Gobiidae.